Penicillium subrubescens is the source of this 366-nucleotide messenger RNA. RefSeq names its product bacteriodes thetaiotaomicron symbiotic chitinase. The transcript has 2 exons. Lineage: Eukaryota; Fungi; Ascomycota; Eurotiomycetes; Eurotiales; Aspergillaceae. The coding region runs from base 1 to 366 and encodes 121 amino acids. Gene Ontology annotation, biological process: carbohydrate metabolic process. The record is from RefSeq and is a predicted model, not a curated record.
AUGCGAUAUUGUGCGGCCGAGCGAUAUCAACGUAGCCCCGUGGACUGUGCGUGCCCUCCUCUUUUCCUAACGCGUUUAUGUCUGAUAGCAGUGAUAGACGAGGAGUUCUACGUCGAUUUCAAUGCGCUCAAAGACCGCAAGCCCGGUCUCAAGACGUUUAUCUCUGUCGGUGGCUGGGAUGCGGGUGGGAAGGUCUUUUCGGAUAUGGCUCGCUUCCCCGGUACGAGAAGUGCAUUUAUAUCUUCGUCAAUUGCCCUAAUAGAGAAGUACGGAUUUGAUAGUAUUGACAUCGACUGGGAGUAUCCCGCCGCCGAGGACCGAGAUAUUCCCCACCACUACCCACCCCCUUCAGAUACAUAUCUAUAG